Sebastes umbrosus (honeycomb rockfish) is the source of this 4215-nucleotide messenger RNA. RefSeq lists its product as uncharacterized. Lineage: Eukaryota; Metazoa; Chordata; Actinopteri; Perciformes; Sebastidae. Gene Ontology annotation, biological process: cell adhesion. The record is from RefSeq and is a predicted model, not a curated record. The transcript is spliced from 21 exons. The coding region runs from base 158 to 3763 and encodes 1201 amino acids. Gene Ontology annotation, molecular function: calcium ion binding. Gene Ontology annotation, cellular component: membrane.
UGAUGAGAGCUUCCAGGAAAAGUGGACCAGACCAGGAUUGUGUAUAAAAGCCGGUCCCUCAGCUCAUAAAACUCAGAAUCCUCUCAUCCUCACAAGUGCUGAGACUAAAGAAACACCAAGAGUCUUCUGUAGGUUAUCAUCACUAAAACCACUUAAAAUGGAGUUCGGCUUUGGAUUACUUCAGACCCGUGGAUCUAAGACCUCAUGGAUCAGCUUGACUUUUCUUUGCUCAAUGCUGUGCAUGUGGACUAGAGUAGAUAGCUGGUCCUACUACUACUCCAACACCACAAUGGACUGGCAGCAAGCCAGAGCCUGGUGCCGGCAGCACUACACAGACAUGGUGGCCAUCCAGAACCAGGAGGAGAUCGGGCAUCUCAACAGCGUGCUGCCCAGGCAGCGCGCCUACUACUGGAUUGGGAUCCGCAAGGUCGAUAACGUCUGGACCUGGGUAGGAACCAACAAGGCUCUGACAGCGGAAGCAACCAACUGGGCAACGGGCGAACCAAACAAUGGGAAGAGUGGAAAUAGUAUGAGUCAGAAUGAGGAUUGUGUGGAGAUGUACAUUAAAAGGGAUUUGCAGCCAGGAAAAUGGAACGAUGAGAGGUGUUCGAAGCUGAAGACCGCUCUGUGCUAUGCAGCUGCCUGUAAGAAUGACUCAUGCCUCCAUGGAGACUGUGUAGAAACCAUCAACAGCCACAAGUGUGCUUGCCGUGAAGGCUUUUACGGAGAGCGGUGUGAGCACGUUGUCAAGUGUAACAAAGAGGAGGUGACCGUUCCAUCUAAAGGAAGUGUGGAUUGCAAUCACCAGUAUGGAAACUUCUCCUACAACUCCUCGUGCCAGUAUUCCUGUGAGGAAGGAUACCAGCUGAAUAUGUCAAGACCUCUGAAGUGCACUGCAUCAACACAGUGGUCGGAGCAGCCGCCUACAUGUGAAUUGGUCCAGUGUCCGGAGCUGUCUAGUCCGGCAAGAGGAUCCAUGAAGCCCUCCGAUCCUCUGGGCUCCUCCAGCUACCAGUCCACCCGUGUGUUCACCUGUGAUGAAGGCUAUGUACUCGCUGGUUCCCCGUCUAACACUCUGCAAUGUGAAGCGUCAGGAUUGUGGAAUGCCUCACAGCCGGUUUGUGCUGCUGUCCAGUGCUCCGCUCUCCAGGAGCUGGACAAUGGCGUUUUCAGCUGUGGAGACAAUGCAGAUGUGAGGUUCAGCUACGGAAACACCUGCAGCUUCAGCUGUGCCACCGGCUACCGCCUAGUGGGACCGAGCAGGGUGACAUGCACGUCAGCAGCUGAGUGGAGCGAGAGGAUGCCUCGCUGUGAAGCCAUCACAUGCCAGAAUCCAGAGGGAGAAGCUCACCUCAUCAGCCAGUGCAGCCAACCUUUGACUGAACUGAGGCCAGGCUCCACCUGCAGCUUCAGCUGUGAAACCGGCUUUGAACUGAAGGGAUCUCACACCGCUCAGUGCUCUGAAAACGGACAGUGGAGUGAAGACAUACCUACCUGCAAAGCAAAAGGAUGUCCUGCUCCUGAGAUCCCAACAAAUGCCCAAAUCAGCUGCAGUCCUUCUCUGUCCUCACCUGCUUCCACCGGGACCCCCCAUCCACUUGGUAUGGUCUGCAUAUUCAGCUGCCAUGAAGGCCACGAGCUGCAAGGUGCACCCAGCAUGGAGUGUGCAAAUCCAGGCCAGUGGACCUCCACACCACCAAACUGCACAGCGGUGAGAUGCCCAUUGCUCGAGGCUCCUGAAAACGGUCAUAUCAACUGCUCCAACAGCUAUCCAGUGUACAAAUCAGAGUGCUCCUUCACAUGCAACCAAGGUUACUCAUUAGACGGACGUGACCUGCUGACCUGUGAAAGUCAUGGCAAUUGGAGUACUGGAGAGAAUCCCACCUGCCAAGCUCCCUCAUCUCAGGCUGCAGCCAUUGCUUCUGGUGCGGUAGCAGGAGGCGCUCUGUUAUCCGGUCUGUCUGUGGCUAUGUGGAUCCUGAAACGACUGAAGCAGAAGGCCACCAAGUUUGAGCUAAACAGCACCUCUGACAUAGAGGACCCUCCACAGGUCUACAAAAGCAGCAUCGACAGCCUCAUAUUGCUGUGCAUGUGGACUACAGUAGAUAGCUGGUCCUACUACUACUCCAACACCACCAUGGACUGGCAGCAAUCCAGAGCCUGGUGCCGGCAGCACUACACAGACAUGGUGGCCAUCCAGAACCAGGAGGAGAUCGGGCAUCUCAACAGCGUGCUGCCCAGGCAGCGCGCCUACUACUGGAUUGGGAUCCGCAAGGUCGAUAACGUCUGGACCUGGGUAGGAACCAACAAGGCUCUGACAGCGGAAGCAACCAACUGGGCAAUGGGCGAACCAAACAAUGGGAAGAGUGGAAGGAGUAUGAGUCAGAAGGAGGAUUGUGUGGAGAUGUACAUUAAAAGGGAUUCGCAGCCAGGAAAAUGGAACGAUGAGAGGUGUUCGAAGCUGAAGACCGCUCUGUGCUACGCAGCUGCCUGUAAGAAUGACUCAUGCCUCCAUGGAGACUGUGUAGAAACCAUCAACAGCCACAAGUGUGCUUGCCGUGAAGGCUUUUAUGGAGAGCGGUGUGAGCACGUUGUCAAGUGUAACAAAGAGGAGGUGACCGUUCCAUAUAAAGGAAGUGUGGAUUGCAAUCACCAGUAUGGAAACUUCUCCUACAACUCCUCGUGCCAGUAUUCCUGUGAGGAAGGAUACCAGCUGAAUAUGUCAAGACCUCUGAAGUGCACUGCAUCAACACAGUGGUCGGAGCAGCCGCCUACAUGUGAAUUUCCGCUCUCCCUCUGUUUUGCAGCUGUCCAGUGCUCCGCUCUCCAGGAGCUGGACAAUGGCGUUUUCAGCUGUGGAGACAAUGCAGAUGUGAGGUUCAGCUACGGAAACACCUGCAGCUUCAGCUGUGCCACCGGCUACCGCCUAGUGGGACCGAGCAGGGUGACAUGCACGUCAGCAGCUGAGUGGAGCGAGAGGAUGCCUCGCUGUGAAGCCAUCACAUGCCAGAAUCCAGAGGGAGAAGCUCACCUCAUCAGCCAGUGCAGCCAACCUUUGACUGAACUGAGGCCAGGCUCCACCUGCAGCUUCAGCUGUGAAGCCGGCUUUGAACUGAAGGGAUCUCACACCGCUCAGUGCUCUGAAGACGGACAGUGGAGUGAAGACAUACCUACCUGCAAAGCAAAAGGAUGUCCUGCUCCUGAGAUCCCAACAAAUGCCCAAAUCAGCUGCAGUCCUUCUCUGUCCUCACCUGCUUCCACCGGGACCCCCCAUCCACUUGGUAUGGUCUGCAUAUUCAGCUGCCAUGAAGGCCACGAGCUGCAAGGUGCACCCAGCAUGGAGUGUGCAAAUCCAGGCCAGUGGACCUCCACACCACCAAACUGCACAGCGGUGAGAUGCCCAUUGCUCGAGGCUCCUGAAAACGGUCAUAUCAACUGCUCCAACAGCUAUCCAGUGUACAAAUCAGAGUGCUCCUUCACAUGCAACCAAGGUUACUCAUUAGACGGACGUGACCUGCUGACCUGUGAAAGUCAUGGCAAUUGGAGUACUGGAGAGAAUCCCACCUGCCAAGCUCCCUCAUCUCAGGCUGCAGCCAUUGCUUCUGGUGCGGUAGCAGGAGGCGCUCUGUUAUCCGGUCUGUCUGUGGCUAUGUGGAUCCUGAAACGACUGAAGCAGAAGGCCACCAAGUUUGAGCUAAACAGCACCUCUGACAUAGAGGACCCUCCACAGGUCUACAAAAGCAGCAUCGACAGCCUCAUAUAGAACUGUCAUACUCUUCAGAGACAACUAAGGACACUUGUAUAACUCUCUAACAUUAACUGUGUGAGUCACCAGUCAUAGUAUAAACGCCAUUAGUAUAAAACUUGUUAACAGGAAAACUCAAUAUGUCAGAGCUACACCUUUGCAUUUGAUUGUUGUAUUGUGUGUUAUUGAAUUUCAUGAUUUGCUCUGUGAUGUCGUCCAGACAUGUAUUUCCUCCCAAGGGGGAGUUUUAUAUGGAACACACAGCUCUAUGAGCACGCUGGAAAUGUGGCUCUGUCCAUGAUAUUGUAAAUGUGUCAUAACGUCAUGGGUGGUGCUAAACUGUGAAUAAUUUCAACAUUUAUGUACUAUUUAUUUAACACUUUUAUUGCAUUUGAAAUGCUCAUUCAGAUAUUUCUGUAAUGUUUAAAGCAGUGCUGGUUUAUUAUUCAUAAUAAAACUUCAAACUAUCA